This is a messenger RNA of Macrosiphum euphorbiae (potato aphid), 369 nucleotides long. NCBI's taxonomy places the organism in Eukaryota, Metazoa, Arthropoda, Insecta, Hemiptera, Aphididae. The record is from the annotation of a GenBank genome assembly.
AUGAUAUUGUCCCAUUGGCCAUUGUGCUCUUCCGAUAUAAAUUUGCAUUCGAACAUCAUUAAUCACGUCCGGAACCCAAUCCAUAUUGUUAUAAUGGAAGCCGAUCCCCUUCACCAGAUUCCCAAGCCAAAACAAACAGACGACUCAAUCAGAAAUACAGCAGUAAAUGACGUCAUCGACACAAAAGAGUAUAAUAUUAUUUUUGAAGUGCAUUAUUGUCGGAGAUUUUAUUUAUUUUUUAAGCGAUGCAAUGCAUGGGGUGGACUUCGUAAUUCCAAAAUACAUUGUGAUUUUACACCCCAAGUGCCACCUCAACUGUUACUGCGUGUUGUAGCAAAACAGCAUAUUAAACACAGCAUAGGUACAUAA